Hyaena hyaena (striped hyena) is the source of this 3639-nucleotide messenger RNA. RefSeq names its product phosphoinositide-3-kinase regulatory subunit 2 (gene PIK3R2). Gene Ontology annotation, biological process: insulin receptor signaling pathway; phosphatidylinositol phosphate biosynthetic process. The record is from RefSeq and is a predicted model, not a curated record. NCBI's taxonomy places the organism in Eukaryota, Metazoa, Chordata, Mammalia, Carnivora, Hyaenidae. Gene Ontology annotation, molecular function: 1-phosphatidylinositol-3-kinase regulator activity; protein binding. The transcript is spliced from 16 exons. Gene Ontology annotation, cellular component: phosphatidylinositol 3-kinase complex. The coding region runs from base 524 to 2704 and encodes 726 amino acids.
GAUCCCGCGGCUGCGGCGACGGCGGCCGCGGCGGAGCCACGGGUCGGGCUCCGCUCCGUGUGACGGCGGCCGCGGCGGCGGUGGCGGCCGCGACCAGGUCGGCGUCCUGGCCAAGCAUGGUGACAGCCUGUGCCCUCGGCCCCCUCGUCUGGCGCAGCCGGAAGAGCCGCCAGCCUCGGGCGCCGAUGGCCCCCCGUGUGAGGGAGUGAGCAGCCCGGCCCUGCCCUACGGAUUGAGGGGGGACGCAGCGGCCGAGUGACCCGAGACCACGCUGCUGACCCCCUCCCACCAGCUAACGAAUGGUGGACCGAGCGAUGAGUGACCCGCGUCAGGGUCCUGGAAUGACGGUGGGAAGCAGGGCAUGAGCGACCCCCGUGGUCCCCUGUAACUUCUUGGUAGAAGUAGUGAGUGGUCGCGGUGCCCCAGGCCGACUCAGCGGACCCUCCCGGCUGUCGCCCCAGCUGAUGGGGCCACUGGGGCGCCGAGCAGCCGCGUGACCGUCCAGACCCCACCCUGCCCAGCCAUGGCCGGUGCCGAGGGCUUCCAGUACCGCGCGCUGUACCCGUUCCGCCGGGAGCGGCCGGAGGACCUGGAGCUGCUGCCCGGCGACGUGCUGGUGGUGAGCCGGGCGGCCCUGCAGGUGCUGGGCGUGGCCGAGGGCAGCGAGCGCUGCCCACAGACCGUGGGCUGGAUGCCCGGCCUCAACGAGCGCACGCGGCAGCGAGGCGACUUCCCCGGCACCUACGUCGAGUUCCUGGGUCCCGUAGCCCUGGCCCGGCCUGGCCCUCGGCCACGUGGCCCCCGCCCACUGCCCGCCAGGCCCCGUGAUGGGCCCCCUGAGCCAGGCCUCACGCUCCCUGACCUGCCAGAGCAGUUCUCCCCCCCUGAUGUGGCCCCCCCUCUCCUGGUGAAGCUCGUAGAGGCCAUUGAGCGGACAGGGCUGGACAGCGAAUCCCUCUACAGGCCUGAGCUGCCCGCCCCGCGCACAGACUGGUCCCUAAGCGACGUGGAGCAGUGGGACGCCACAGCCCUGACAGAUGGCGUCAAGAGCUUCCUGCUGGCGCUGCCCGCGCCCCUCGUGACGCCCGAGGCUGCGGCCGAGGCGCGCCGGGCCCUGCGGGAGGCCACGGGGCCCGUGGGGCCGGCGCUGGAGCCUCCGACGCUGCCACUACACCGCGCGCUCACGCUGCGCUUCCUACUCCAGCACCUGGGCCGGGUGGCCCGGCGUGCCCCGACUCAGGGCCCCGCGGUGCGUGCCCUGGGCGCCACCUUUGGGCCGCUGCUGCUGCGCACGCCGCCGCCCUCGCCGCCGCCAGGGGGCGCGCCCGACGGGACUGAGCCCAGCCCCGACUUCCCAGCGUUGCUGGUGGAGAAGUUGCUUCAGGAACAUCUGGAGGAGCAGGAGGUCGCACCCCCAGCGCUGCCGCCUAAACCCCCCAAGGCCAAGCCAGCCCCUGCCAGCCUUGCCAACGGGGGGAGCCCGCCCUCGCUGCAGGAUGCCGAGUGGUACUGGGGUGACAUCUCCAGGGAGGAGGUGAACGAGAAACUCCGGGACACGCCUGACGGCACCUUUCUGGUCCGAGAUGCAUCUAGCAAGAUCCAGGGGGAAUACACGCUGACUCUCAGGAAAGGCGGGAACAACAAGCUGAUUAAGGUCUUCCAUCGCGACGGGCACUAUGGCUUCUCAGAGCCGCUCACCUUCUGCUCCGUUGUGGACCUCAUCACCCACUACCGCCACGAGUCACUGGCCCAGUACAAUGCCAAACUGGACACACGGCUCCUCUACCCAGUGUCCAAGUACCAGCAGGACCAGAUCGUCAAGGAGGACAGCGUGGAGGCGGUGGGUGCCCAGCUCAAAGUCUAUCACCAGCAGUACCAGGACAAGAGCCGAGAGUAUGACCAGCUCUACGAGGAGUACACACGCACCUCUCAGGAACUGCAGAUGAAGCGGACGGCAAUUGAGGCCUUCAAUGAGACCAUCAAGAUCUUUGAAGAGCAGGGCCAGACCCAAGAGAAGUGUAGCAAGGAAUAUCUGGAGCGCUUCCGCCGAGAGGGCAAUGAGAAGGAGAUGCAGAGGAUCCUGCUGAACUCAGAGCGGCUCAAGUCUCGCAUCGCGGAGAUUCAUGAGAGCCGCACUAAGCUGGAGCACGAGCUGCGUGCACAGGCCUCGGACAACCGAGAGAUCGACAAGCGCAUGAACAGCCUCAAGCCGGACCUCCUGCAGCUGCGCAAGAUCCGCGACCAGUACCUCGUGUGGCUUACCCAGAAAGGUGCCCGGCAGAAGAAAAUCAACGAGUGGUUGGGGAUCAAAAACGAGACUGAGGACCAGUAUGCCCUGAUGGAGGAUGAGGAUGAUCUCCCCCACCACGAGGAACGCACGUGGUACGUGGGCAAGAUCAACCGGACGCAGGCUGAGGAAAUGCUGAGUGGCAAGCGGGAUGGUACCUUCCUCAUCCGUGAGAGCAGCCAGCGGGGCUGCUACGCCUGCUCUGUGGUGGUGGACGGCGACACCAAGCACUGUGUCAUCUACCGCACGGCCACGGGCUUCGGCUUCGCGGAGCCCUACAACCUGUACGGGUCGCUGAAGGAGCUGGUGCUGCACUACCAGCACGCCUCGCUGGUGCAGCACAACGACGCGCUCACCGUCACGCUCGCCCACCCCGUGCGCGCCCCCGGCCCCGGGCCCCCGCCGGCUGCGCGCUGAGCGCCUGGUGCCGGCCGGACGCUGGGCUGGCAGUCCCGUCUCUCUGUCGCUGUCCCUUCGUCCGGGUUUUCUGUCCUGUCUCCUGUACGAAUCUCUUCCUGUUUCUCCUUCCAUUUCUCUCUCUGAACCUCUCUCCGUCUCUGCCUGCCCUUCCGUCUCUUUCCCUUCCCACCCAUCUGUCCUUCUCUCUGUCUGUGUGUCUGUGUCUCUGGGUUGGGGGGUCCUACCUCCCCAGCCCCAUACCCCCACCCUCCUUCAUGGGCACUGCCCUCCCCAAGGCUCCGGCCACCCCUAAUCCUGUGCCCUGCUCCCCCUCCCCUGGGGUCCCUGAGCCCCACCUGGCUGCCCCUGCCAUGUUUACAGAGGCCCCUGGGCUGCGCAGCCCCAGCCUGGGUACCCCAAUUUUUAAGCCAUAGACCUGGGGUCACGGCAGGAAGGAACUUUACUCAGCCACUUCCAGGAACCUCGGCUGGGACAUUCUGGGCCGGGCGGGACCCGCCCCACAGACCCCAACUUCCCCUCCGAACCCUGAAGUGAAACCACCGCUCGGUUAUCCCCACGCAGGGGCCGCCGCCAAGAAGUACCCCCCAAAAAAGGCAAAGAAUUCAAAAUAAACUCACAAGCCGGCCCCACCCGGCACCAGGCUUCCCAGAAAUAGGGGCCCCCCCGGCCCCGCUUGGGUGGCUGAGACGCAUCACUGCCCACGGCACCUCUGCUCAGUGCAGGUUCAAGGCUUCUCCUCGAUCAUGUUGGGUUCUGAUUUUAUUUUCUUCUUGACUGUAAAGCCCCUUUUUCUCUCCUCUUUUGGGACGAGAGCCCUGGUUUUCUACACUCCCCGCGGACACCCCCCCCCUCCCGGCCUGCCCAGCGAGGCUGGCCGGCUGAUUUUGUAUGGUACGUUCAUGCUGGUACGGAUAUAAAACAUCGAACAUGUG